UGCACUAAUUCGUUAUGGGAUAUUAAACGAGGGUCCUUAGGUAAAAGGAGGAAGACUCUUCCAACCCCGCCCCCCGCGUCGCUCACUUCGGGGUGGGUCUGAGCCACCAGCAACAUCCGCGUCCGCCUCUUGAGAUGGACCGCGAGACAUCGGGCUUCGGUCGGAAGUCGUUCAGCUGCUGAUUUAAAACCGAAACGAAUGACGGUGGCCCCACCGCCUGUGUCAUACCCGCCCGGUGUGCGGUAGUCGCGGCCGCAGAACGCUCCGGCAAGGCCUCGGUGGCUGCGUUGGUGCGUUCAAUGUCCACCGUUCAUGGAGUGAACCGUGCUUUGGGUGGCGUGUGAUGAUAGGAGACACGAUGACGCUCUUGUCUCUUCUGGGUCGGAUCAUGCGCUAUUUUCUCCUCAGGCCGGAGACGUUGUUCCUGCUAUGCAUCAGCCUGGCGCUAUGGAGCUACUUCUUCCACACGGACGAAGUGAAGACCAUAGUCAAGUCGAGCCGCGACGCCGUGAAGAUGGUGAAGGGCAAAGUAGCCGAAAUGAUGCACAACGACCGCCUGGGAGGCCUCAGCGUGCUAGACGCAGAGUUCUCCAAGACCUGGGAGUUCAAGAGCGACAAUGUGGCCGUGUACUCCAUACAAGGCAGAAGGGACCACAUGGAGGACCGCUUCGAGGUGCUCACUGACAUCGCCAACAAAAGUCACCCGUCCAUCUUUGGCAUCUUUGACGGGCACGGUGGGGAGGCCGCAGCAGACUACGUAAAAGCCCACCUGCCCGAAGCCUUGAGGCAGCAGUUGCAGGCAUUGGAGCGAGAGAGAAAGGAGAGCUCCUCGUCGUACGCCGGCGUUCUGGAGCAGCGCAUUCUGACUGUAGACAGAGAGAUGCUGGACAAGCUAUCUGCCAACCACGAUGAAGCAGGAACCACAUGUCUCGUGGCACUGCUGUCAGACAGAGAGCUGACCGUGGCCAACGUUGGCGACUCCCGCGGCGUCCUAUGCGACAAAGACGGAAAUGCCAUUGCGUUGUCCCACGACCACAAACCUUAUCAGCUCAAAGAGCGCAAGAGAAUCAAGAGGGCGGGAGGCUUCAUCAGUUUCAACGGUUCCUGGCGAGUCCAGGGAAUUCUGGCUAUGUCCCGCUCCCUCGGCGACUACCCGUUAAAGAACCUGAACGUAGUCAUCCCCGAUCCAGACAUCAUGACGUUCGACCUGGACAAACUUCAGCCCGAGUUCAUGAUCCUGGCGUCAGACGGCCUGUGGGACGCCUUCAGCAAUGAGGAGGCGGUACGGUUCGUCCGCGAGCGCUUGGACGAGCCCCACUUUGGUGCCAAAAGCAUCGUCCUGCAGUCCUUCUACCGUGGUUGCCCAGACAAUAUUACUGUCAUGGUGGUCAAAUUCAAAAGUGGGGCAGCGAGUAGUAGUAAGGUAGGGGACUAGGUCAAGAGGACUGUACGUGACCCCCUAUAGAGACAAGAUACAGCAUGAAUAUUGAUGAAGUGUACAAGUGGAUGAAGCAAAUACACCAAAUUAGACAAGGGAGCCUAAAUACCCAUUAAUCAUUGCCUCAGAGAUAAGGACUAGCACGUAUCGUUCCAGUACUACAGUUUACAGUUCAUGACUGGGCCAGCUCCACAGGAGCUUCUUCAGAGGGGGCUAUGGUCAGUGCCUAAUUGUAAAGUAUAGAAAAACACCAGCCUUUUUGCCACAUCUCAACAAUACUUCCAUCCAACCAAUUUCCUCUAAUAGAUGCCCUACUUAAAAGUGGACACGAAACAAAUAAGCACCAAGCCUCAAAUAGAUGCCAGCUUUUAUGCUUUGAGAGGGUACCACACGCUGACUGUAAUUUCUAAGGGUCUGAACUGUGCGGUCGACUUGCUAACCACUAGGUAUUGCCACCAUGGAAUUUUGCUGAGCAUUUGACUAUAAAGAGUUGAAUUAUUCUACUGUAAAAAGAACCAACUGAUUUUGAAAGAGUGCUUCACUGGAAAAAAAGAAAUCAGCAAGGAGCUCCACGGAAUGUUUUUAAGAGUGGAUUUCAUUUAAGCACGAACAAUUGAUUCUAGAAAAGUGAUAAGCAAUGGAAAUGUACCCUUCAGUGACUAAUGGAGGCUGUAAUACAAUACAUCCAUUUGUUUUCUAUAGCACUGGUCCAUUAUUUUUGAUGAAGCCUAUACAACCCCGAUUAUGGCCAAGAGGCGAUUUAUACUCUGAACUGUCCCUGGCCAGUCACAUGCUAGGAAACCCUAUUGACAAUUACAUUGACAUAAGAGCAAUUUAGUCCUCAAAUAACCUAAGAAUCAUGUUUUGCGGAUGUGGAAAGAAACCCAAAGAAAUUAGAAGAUACAAAAAUGGAAUACAAUACAGUAACCUGACUACAACAACAUUUAAACAUAUAUUAUUUACAAAGAAGCAGAAUUCAUACAAAUAAAGUGGUCAUUCUGUAAAUGCCUGGUACUCUUAAAAAAAUAAUUAAUUAAUAAUCCUCUGGCUAACUGUAUGAGGGAAUAACAGUUGGAUUAAAAAAAUGCUGAUCUGGAAUUGCCAUUUUGACCAGAACAUUAUUCCAUGUCAUAAUACAGUGGUGCCUUGAGAUAUGAGUUCAAUCCUGUAUGUUCCACCCCCCUCAGAACUUAACACUCAACCUCCCACUAGUAUACUAACCAGUAUAAUACAGACAAUUCAUAAUGCAUGAAGAUCGGCACUCAUGAAUAAGUCAAUCAUAUUAGUUGUAGGUAAAGAAAAUGUAUGCUUGCAUUAUUAAAUUGCCUGCCUGCAUGUGUUGCACCACCAUAUGUGUUCAAUUAUCAGUUGCUUUUAGGUUUAUAACCGCAACAAUGAAUCUAUUAGUUAACAUGUCUGUGAAGUUUUGCAUUGUUUGCUAGCAUUAAGCUGAAAUAUUUUUCUUCAAGCAAAUGUACUGUAUCUCACUCCUUCAAGUACAUAGUGUUUCAUUUGUUUUGUUUUAAAGUAAACAGAGGAGUCACAAUAUACGGCUUGAAGAUGUGUUAUUGAAGAAUUGUCAACUGCUGUUUGUUGUGAAGUUAGUUGAUUGCCACUUUACUGUGCUUGUGUAGCAACAUUUUGUUCGCAAGUCAAAGCCAAAAAAAAAAAAAAAAAAAAAAAGACUCAUAUCUCAAGGCACCACUGAACAAAACUAAAAUGCACUUGUAUUUGUUGAAAUAACAUUUAAAUUAUAGCAUCUGAGGAGGUUAAUGACCGGUCCCUAUCCACGCAUUCAAAAUAAACUCAGUGGCAGAUGCCAUGAGAAUCUGAAUGAUGACAUACGCUGUUGCGCUGCAGUUCAGCCAUACAGUGCAAUGUAAUGUGAGAAGCCCCUGAAGCAAUAUACUGUACAACCGGUGUUGUCAGCAGUGAUACAUUUCAAGCAAAAGCUACGGUAAACCAUGACUCACUGUUCACUGAUAUAGAUUUUGUUCUCGCUGGAAUUUAGUCAUAUUUUAUGACAAGUUCAGCACCACGCCGCCAUCCACAUACAUAAAAAACGUAGCAUUUACAUUGAAAAUGUAAAGCUUUUUGUUGAUAAGUUUUCAUGCAAAAUCCAAUUCAAGUCCCUUGAAAAGUGGCUUUCUCGAGAAAAGUCAAAGCGUUUUUGUUUUAAAUCUACCUUAUAUGCCUUAUAUUUAUUGAGUUUUUUUUUUUUUUUUUUUGUCAAACAGAUUGCCAAAUCUGUGUACUGUAUAUUCAUAUUGUUUUUCUUCUGCUUUGCAAUAAAAUAUAUGCUCA
Molecule: messenger RNA, 3742 nt
Organism: Corythoichthys intestinalis (scribbled pipefish)
Lineage: Eukaryota; Metazoa; Chordata; Actinopteri; Syngnathiformes; Syngnathidae
Gene: ppm1la
Product: protein phosphatase, Mg2+/Mn2+ dependent, 1La
Exons: 4
Coding region: 344-1435 (363 amino acids)
Biological process (GO): negative regulation of canonical NF-kappaB signal transduction; positive regulation of canonical NF-kappaB signal transduction; positive regulation of canonical Wnt signaling pathway
Cellular component (GO): nucleus; cytosol
Molecular function (GO): cation binding; protein serine/threonine phosphatase activity
Source: RefSeq, a predicted model, not a curated record